Molecule: messenger RNA, 2262 nt
Organism: Electrophorus electricus (electric eel)
Lineage: Eukaryota; Metazoa; Chordata; Actinopteri; Gymnotiformes; Gymnotidae
Gene: plvapa
Product: plasmalemma vesicle associated protein a
Biological process (GO): regulation of vascular permeability; positive regulation of cellular extravasation
Source: RefSeq, a predicted model, not a curated record
UCUAACAGGAGUAGAACCAGUGCAGCCUCAUCCAGUGUCUAACAGGAGUAGAACUUCAGAACUUAUGACUGAACUGUAGCUCUGUUAAACCAGCUUCAAACGUUUCUAAGUCUGAAUUAUCCACUCUUAGGAAUCCAUGUAUAAUAGUGGCUACUCACAAGUUAACCUGGGAUUGGAAGCCAUGAAGAAACACAGAUCAAAGGGGAAGAGCUGUGGUUACUACAUGAAAAUAAUUUUCUUCUUUUCCUCACUAAUCCAGUCUCUCAUCAUCGUCAGUCUGGUGCUCUUUCUUGUUUAUGGACAGCCACAGCAGACAGAGGAGAAGAGAGUUCAGGAGUUGGAACACAGUUAUAGCAGACUCUCCCUGGAGAAUGUCGCUCUUCGAGCAAAUGAAAAGAACCUUUCUCAGAAAUUAAAUUUCACUCUUACUGGGAAGAAAUCUGCUGACAGAGAACUGUUGACACUGUACAAACUGGCAAACACUUCAGCCAUCUUCAUCAAUAAUUUGCAACUCAAAUUGAGACAGUAUGAGACAGACAAAAGAGGUCCUUGUCCAACUCAUUCAUGCAAUUCAGCCUGCUGUGCAGGAUUCUAUUUGUAUUUGCGCCAUCAACUUGAACAAAGCCAAGAAAUGCUGAAAUUAGUGCGGACAAACUUCUCUGAAAGCAUGCAGAUUAUGUCACUAGACCUAGAGAAUGCUCACAAAGCAAGGAUCAACCAUCAAUUGGAAGCAAUCGAGCUGCGGAGGGACAACAGCUUUCUUGGGGAGCGAAUCGAAACAUAUGAGAAAAAGUGUAAGGAAGAUUUUGUUCAGUCCUUACAGGGAAUCCCUGAUGUCACCAGGGAAUUUCUCAAAAGGGUCGACAAUUUGUUCUCAAAGCACGUCUCUUUCCAGCUGACAUGUGAAAAACAAAGCACUCAGCUUGAAGAUAUUCGUACAAACUGCAGCAGCCUUUCAAAAGAGGUGGAGAAUAAACUUCAGCAAUAUCUAGACAAGGUCGGCAGUCAGGUCACCACUACUAUAGGAGAAAACGCCAAAUACAUGGCAGAGAACAAACGUCUAAAGGAGGACGCCAGCUGGUGCACCCGUAACCGCAGUGCCAUAAUCGAAGAGAACAAGAAAGUUCUCAAGAAGGUUCAGCUGAAGUUUGACCAAGAAACAGAGAAGCUCCUGCUGGAGGUCAAGAGAAUGACGGGAGAAAAGAAGCUGCAGGAAGAUCUAAUGUCUGUGAAAGAAAUUGAAAUUAAGAUGCUUGAUGCCAAAGUCAAGGAUCUUAAUACUUCUCUGACCACUUGUAAGGCAUUUCCAAAAAGCCAAAUUCCUGUAUCCACUUCAUUCUUCGGAAUGGCAGGCAUGGGUUCCUCAGGGCUUGGCUCUAGCGGGCAGGUCACAUCAUUGCAUGGCAGAACAGUGGGAGGUUCACUGGGGUCAAGUGGAAUAGGAUUGGCUAGUUUAGGACUAGGCUUGCAGAAACCAGGUUCAGCCAGCUCAGUGGCAUCAAGUUCUGGUAGUCCCUCCAUCAGUUCAACAGGAUUGGGCCUACCAGCAUGGCCAAGCAUCGGCUCCCAUGGAACAGGAGUGACUCGACUCGGUAGCACAGGCUCAGGCACGGGAGCACUGCGCAAUCCAGGUUUGAGCAGUAUGGCCAUUGGGAGUAUUGGAGCAGGCAGCAUAGGAUUAGGUAGAAGUGCAGAGCAAACAGGGUUGGGCAAUGUAAGGUCGAAUGAUAUAGGGUUGGGCAGUGCAGGACCAAAUGCCUUGGCCAGAACGUGGACAGCUGGGGCAGGUUUUGCCUCCACUGGAACUAGUGUAGGUUCAUCAUCCAUGAGUGGUGGAGGAAAAGUAACCAGUGGCAGUGAUUCUCUGCUGACAGCAAACAUUAAUCAGCACUUACGAGAGCUUAAUCGGUAUGUUAAAACAAACUGAAAGACUCACCAGAGACCAGACGUAAGACCAAGCAUGGAAUGGAUAUAUAAUUGUUUAAAUAAUGGUUUUACACAAGAAUAUUCUGAUGCAAUAGCUACAAAGCAUACUUUGUUAUUAAUGAAAUAUGGUCUUUAACUUGGAGUGUAAUUAGAACUUUAUAAGCUUGGAUAUACAAUCUUCCAUAAUAACAUUAUUAAGUAUUGUAACAAGUUAUUAGUUAGACCACUUAAAAUAGGGAACCUGAUAAUAAUAAUAUUCAUGCACAUGUAUUAGGUAGAGCACAUUUAUGUCUUCAUUCUUGUAACUGUGUAAUUAUAAUACCACUGCUAUUAAUA